Messenger RNA from Macrosteles quadrilineatus (aster leafhopper), 6297 nucleotides. Its product is annotated as zinc finger MIZ domain-containing protein 1-like. The transcript has 14 exons. Gene Ontology annotation, biological process: regulation of transcription by RNA polymerase II; protein sumoylation. Bases 391 to 3117 code for a protein of 908 amino acids. The record is from RefSeq and is a predicted model, not a curated record. Lineage: Eukaryota; Metazoa; Arthropoda; Insecta; Hemiptera; Cicadellidae. Gene Ontology annotation, molecular function: zinc ion binding; SUMO ligase activity.
GCUUUUACCAUUACUUCGCUAUACAGGUUCGCUCGUCGCGCCGACCGGUUUUUUAAACGCCGCGUACUCUAUUAUGAUUGACGGCUCGCAUCUACGAUCGUGUUUCAAAGGUUUUGGUGACAGUGUUUUGACGAUCGGAUUUUAAGUGAAAUUACAAUACGAUGAUUAAUAAUUACCGGACAUAACCUAAAAAUUAGUGCCUUUUUCAACAAUCAAUGUGUUUUGAGUGAAUUUAACUUUUCGUCGAGAAUAUCUUUUCUCGGAUACCACGGACUACUGAUGACCAUCAACAGGACUAGAAUCCUCCUGUAUUUGAGUUAUUUGUGCGGAUACAUUUGAAUUGUCAGUGAUGAGUGCCCAUUCUGGAUUAAGUGCUGUGAUUUCCUAACGAUGGAUUUCGAUUGUGGGAAUAUGCCUAAUUAUAUGGACUUAAAUCUCGAUUGGGAGUGGUCGCCCGGCGGCGCCGCGCAGCAGCAACUAUCUGUGGUGACCACGGUCUGGGGAGUGACCACGUCAACGCAGUCGGCGCCCCAGAACUUCGGCGCAGGCUAUAGUAGCUCUAACGCCAACAAGGCGGGGGUUGGACCAUCGUACCCAGGCCCACAUUACAGGCAGAACACGCCGGGGAGCGGCGUCGGCUCGGCGUAUGGCGCCGCCGGUAUGAACGGUGUCAGCUCCGGGGUGGGUUCAGGGGGUGCGGACGGACAGUAUCACAACCCCUCCUCAGCGUUGAGUGCUGCUGCUAUGGUUGCUGCUGCGACCGCUACAGCCACCGCUACUGCCAGCGUAGUGGCGCUGCAAGAGAGACAAGACAUCAACAACCAAUUCCCCCAGAUGCAGGUACCGCAGGGCGGACAGCAGUAUGGGGGAAGCUACGGGGGUCAACGGGGCCAUGGACCAAUGGGCCCCAUGAAUGGGAUGAGCCCCAUGAACUCUAUGGGUUCAAUGGGAAUGAUGGGUCAAGGCUCUGGACCCAUGCAUGGCAAUAUGGGCAUGGGUCCCACCAUGGGGAAAAUGGGGAUGCAGCAGGGAGUCCCGCCCGGGUCGCAAGUUUACCCCAGGAGACUUGCCCCUUACCCCAGUCCGGCCAUGCACAUGUCUCAGAAGAGGCAAACAGCUUACCCCGGACCAGGACCUUCCCCUACCAUGCAACCAGGCUUUCCCCCUCAGCCUAACCCUCAGUAUUCCAGUGGGUAUGGAGCCGGCAGGCCGGGUUUCCAAGGGCAAUACCCACCCCAGCAGUCUAUGGGGGGAGCGGGGGGAGUUUUUGGAGGAAGCACGGCGGGGAAUCGGGGGUCAACAGGAGUCAUGAGGCAAACAACCCCGCCUUACACGACGUCAACAAACCAAUCCGGGCAGUACUUCGGACAGUUCCCUCCUCACCAGACGAGUGCAGCGCCCCAGUACGGGGGCAUGCAGGAGGUGGGCAUGCGUGGCAGCUACCAACACAGCCCCAUACCCGGCAACCCUACACCUCCGCUCACCCCCGCUACCAGCAUGCCCCCGUACAUCAGCCCCAACGCUGAUAUCAAACCUAACUUCAACGAACUCAAGCCUCCUCUCCCUGUACAAAAAGACGAUGAGUUGAGACUAACGUUCCCUGUUCGAGAUGGAAUCAUUUUACCACCCUUCCGUCUAGAGCACAACCUAGCAGUGAGCAACCAUGUCUUCCAACUCAAGCCUACAGUCCACCAGACGCUCAUGUGGAGGUCAGACCUGGAGCUGCAACUCAAAUGUUUCCACCACGAGGACCGGCAAAUGAACACGAAUUGGCCAGCGUCCGUGCAGGUCUCCGUCAACGCAACGCCUCUCACCAUCGACCGAGGAGAGAACAAGACGUCUCACAAACCUCUGUACCUCAAAGAGGUCUGCCAACCCGGCCGCAACACCAUCCAAAUCACAGUCUCAGCUUGUUGCUGUUCGCAUCUGUUCGUGCUGCAGCUGGUGCACAGGCCGAGUGUACGCAGCGUGCUGCAAGGUUUGCUACGUAAGAGACUUCUCACCGCAGACCACUGUAUAGCAAAAAUCAAGCGCAACUUCAGCAAUACCGCGUCAUCCGGCCUUAACUGUCAAGAUAGGGACAGUGUGGAACAAACGGCUCUCAAGGUGUCGCUUAAGUGUCCAAUAACAUUCAAGAAGAUCACCUUACCAGCGAGAGGCCACGAUUGUAAACACAUUCAAUGCUUCGAUCUGGAAUCAUACCUUCAGCUCAACUGUGAGAGAGGCUCUUGGAGGUGUCCUGUGUGCAAUAAACCGGCGCAGCUAGAAGGGUUAGAAGUGGACCAAUACAUGUGGGGCAUUCUGAACACCCUGACAACAUCGGACGUUGAGGAAGUGACCAUCGACUCGUCGGCCAACUGGAAACCUGCACGAGGAGUAAACCUGAACAUCAAGUCGGAAGAAGACACGAGCGACUCCUGCAGUGCUAAGAGACUCAACAAGGCUAUGAGUCCCGGCAGCAUGACCCUCCCUACCAUGAACAACUGGGACAUGAGCCAAAGCAUGAGUCCCUACAUACCUCCUGAUAUGAACAGUAUUGCCAGUGGGUCGAUGAUGAACUCCGGACCUCCCUCCUACUCAAGCACGAUGGGCCGAGGGUACGACUUCAACUCCAACACUUCCUCCUCCAACAAUGAGUUCUCAAGUGGACCUCUUAGUCACCUUAGUGAGUCAGUCAACUCCCUGGAUCCCCUCAACGCAAUGGAGAAGAGUCUCAAUGAACAAAUGCCCCACACGCCGCAUACUCCACACACCCCUCACACACCGCACACACCAGGCAGUGGUGGGGGGGGAGGUAACGGCAACGGGAAUGGCAGUGGUCCACCCUCCGUACCCCCUUCCUCCACUGCCGACACAUCCAACGCUCCACCUCCCCCCUCGGACAACGAUAUACCCAGCGACCUCAACUUUGACCCAGCGGCUGUUAUUGAUGGCGAAGGCACUGGCCAGGAAGCUCUCAAUCUGUUGCCGGAUAAUGUGGUAGACCCGAUGGAGCUGUUGUCUUACUUGGACCCCCCUGACCUAGCGACCCCCCCGUCAAGCGGGGCCAGCAGCAACGGCAACAUGGGGACACCUGGAGCCCACACCAGCGACGACAUACUCGCGCUCUUCGAGUGAUCAUCUACAUGUUCCUUCAAUUGAAUCUUAAGUUGCCAUGGGAAGUGAGAGACGUUUCUACAAACGCGGUCCGAUCCCGUUCCUCAGCGAUAGUCGGAGAGGAAGUUUGUUAUAUUUAUUUUUACUUAACUCGCUGUACCUUAUUUAAAAUUAUAGAUGCGUUCUCUUGUAUCUAUGUUCCUUUGUAUUUUAAUUUAUAGAUUGGAUUGAAUUUCGUAUUUAUUUUUCCUCGGUGGGACAAUGGCUGACAUAAUUUCGCUCGGUGAUAGUUCCUUGAAAAGUUAAUGGUGUUGAAGAUUGAGAUUGUUUGAAAAAAUGUAGAGUGUGCAGUUUAGUUAUUUCAAUUACUGUAUUAAUAAAUUGGUAAGGUAUUUAAUUUUUUUUAUUUUGAAAAGUACCUAAAUAUAAAUAAAUAUAGUAGAAAUACAAGUACACGAAUAUAAAUAUGUUGAAAAAAGAAUGAAUUACACAAAUUCUGUAGAAAAAGAAAUUACAGAAAAAUCAAUGAGAUUUUAUAGCUACAAGUUUAAAAGAUACUUGCCGAACCAAAAUUGUUAAUUCUACAAAUUAUAGGAAUAUUAACGUUAAAAUCCUUAUUGAUUUUUAACUUAACAACAUUAUAUAAACAAAAGUUUCUUGCUAAGUUUUUUAAGCACCUGCCUCUACUUACACACAACUAAUAGGUUUGUUGAACCUAACUUUCGUAAAUUCCUGGAAGUUAAGAUUAGUUCCAAGCGUGUGACACUCCUAAGACUUACGAGCCGAGCAGCUCAUAUUCCUAUCAAAGUCAUUGCCCCACCCGGCCAUUCCCAGAUAGGCAAACAGCUAACGUCACGCAAUAUGUACUUACGAGUACGAUCGAUUGUACGUAUGUAAAUAACACUGUAGUGUGGCACGGUAUAUUAUAAAGUAUAAUUAAUGGCGGCCAGUCCCCUUAGAAAAUAGUAUACAAUAGUUGAAAUUUAAAUAAAGAUAAUUAACAAUUAAAUAUUAUAUUUUAACUGUUGUUGGAUCCAAAAUGUAAGUAAGUUGUAUGUGAGAAUGUGAUUGUGAAGUGAGACUUCUCUUAUUCUAAAGCUUCUUGUCGAUUAGUGAAGUACGUACAAAAUAACCUCAUCUCUGUGGGUUCAUUGAAAUACUAUUUAGUAACGCAGCACUGAUAAAACUCCUCAACUUGGAGUUGAGAUUUUAAACUAAAUUUAAUUUAAAUAACAAAUGUUGUUAGUUGUAUUUCAAAAAUAUCUUUUGGUCAAAGGAAGCGUUUUACCAAUGUGAUAAAUAUUAAAUAUAUAUAUAACAAUUUGCGAUAGUAGCAUAUUAGUUGAGCUAGGCUAUUUAUCAAAUAUCCCUUUACGUCAUUUUAUAUUUCUGGAUUAAAAAUUAUUAUCCGAAUACACUUGAAAAAUUUAAAAUCCAAAAGAAGUAAGGUUUCUACUCAAAACAUACUUUGUUUAACUGAACAAUUUGAACAUUUAAUGUACCAUAUCCAUAAGUUUUGAAGGGCUAAAAAACGGUGCUAAUGAAUCAACAAGAGUAAAUAAUAAUACAAAGUUUAAUAGUGAUAUUUUAAAGUACGAGGACAUAGAUUUGAUAUUGUACGUGCUUCACAUGUUGCAGUAGCCCUGUAUCAUUUUAUAUAAUUAUUAUUAAUUACCAUAGAAAAUUUGUUUAUAACUGUUUAUAAUGGUAACUAUUAAAGAUGAAUUGAGUAAAUUGGACACCAAUAUUUUACCUAAGAAGGUAUUUUAUUAGGGCUAGAUUAUUGAAGGCAACUAUUUUGUAAGUUGAAAGUGUCCUACUCCUGUUUAAUGUAUCGGCUUGUGUUAGGUUUCAUUUGCAGUUUUGUACCAACGACACGUGUUAAGGCUUUGUUAUUUUGUUCGCACCCCUCCGAAGUAGCUUGUGUUGUACAUAUCGGUUUUAAUGAAAAUAUAAUCGAUACUUAAGUAUAAAUGAAAAGGCCAGACUGUGAUAUCAUAAUUUCUAUUCUCAUAAAUUUUCGGUUUUGUGAAUAAUAAAAAUUUUAUUUUAAGUUUUAAGUAUUGUACAUACUCUGUAAUGUUUGUGUAGAUCAAAAACUAACAUAUAAUAAGUCUGUGUUGCAUAAGUUCUUAUGUGUUCCUAUGUAUGAAGUGUAAUCUAGCCCUAAAUGUGCAUUGAGGUUCACUCGUCGAACGAGAAGGUUGUAGUAGAGAUGUUAAAGGUUUAUUUUUCUAUUCUAGAGCAGUUGUUUGCGACGGACGCUCUGCCGUGUUUCCAUGUUAACACAAACACAGUACAAAAGUUUGUUAUCAUUUUAAAAGAAUUAUUUACCUGUUAAUUGUCAUUUCGUGUAGUAAACCUACUUAAUCGGUUUUCCCACGAGUCUUGUCCGUCAAGUUUUUACUGUAGGAUGUUUUAACUCCACUGAGAGAGUUGUCUUUUAAUCAAAUUUUAUAAGAAAAACUGUCAAAAUCGAGUAAAGAUCAAAUAUUAUAGGUAAAUUAAGAGUUUGAUACGUCAUUUAAGAAACCAGUUUAGGGUGUAUAUAAAGUAUCCGUACCUAGAUUUAUAUAAAAUAGUAUUUUUUAUUUGAGUUUUUGGGAGCAAAAGUAUUCUAUUUUUACACUCUGGUCGGUCCCUGCCAUCGGCUCGUGUCUAAAGUUUCAAUUGUGAUUUAAGUAUUCUCCGAUACGGAUAGGGAUCGACCAUUUUAAAUGUAUUUUUACUUGUGUAUGUUUGUCCAAAGUCCUGUACAGUAUUUAAAGCUAAAUCUGUAUAUUAAAAGUGUACUAGAAUGCAUUCAAAAGAAAAUUUAACCGAAUUCCUCUUCAGAAACAAUAAUUUAAUAGCAAAAUACUUGAAACACUUGAUAAAAAAAUGAAGACAAUGCAUUCUAGUUCACAGUAGCACAAGUGUUUUAGUAUCAUUGAAUCUUUGACAUGGUGUCUUUUAAAGCUUGACAGUUUUUAUGUUCGUAUCAACCAGACCAGAAAAGUCACUCUACUCUAAGGUUAGUUUUUGGACCAAUUCUAAAGAUACCAACAAUUAAGUCACGGCUAAUCGCUAUCCACUUCGCCCAUCUAGAUAGCUAGGUCUUCCUUGCUUGCUUUCUUCUACGCCUCAGAAAGAAUAUUGUAAAUAGUUUUCAUAGUAGAUGUAUUUAUGCAACCUGUUCAUUACACACUUGGCAACAAACAA